AUGGCUGACGAAGACGUCCAGGCGCUCGUGGUCGACAACGGCUCGGGCAUGUGCAAGGCCGGGUUUGCCGGCGACGACGCGCCGCGCGCCGUGUUCCCCUCGAUCGUGGGGCGCCCCAAGCACUUGGGCAUCAUGGUGGGCAUGGACCAGAAGGACGCGUACGUGGGCGACGAGGCGCAGUCGAAGCGCGGCGUGCUGACGCUCAAGUACCCCAUUGAGCACGGCAUUGUCACGAACUGGGACGACAUGGAGAAGAUUUGGCACCAUACGUUUUAUAACGAGCUGCGCGUGGCGCCCGAAGAGCACCCGGUGCUGCUGACGGAAGCGCCGCUCAACCCCAAGGCCAACCGCGAGCGCAUGACGCAGAUUAUGUUUGAGACGUUUAACGUGCCGGCCAUGUACGUGAACAUCCAGGCCGUGCUGUCGCUGUACGCGUCGGGGCGCACCACGGGCUGCGUGCUCGACUCGGGCGACGGCGUGUCGCACACGGUGCCCAUCUACGAGGGCUACGCGCUGCCGCACGCGAUUGUGCGCCUCGACUUGGCCGGCCGCGACCUCACGGACUACAUGAUGAAGAUUUUGACGGAACGCGGCUACUCGUUUACCACGACGGCCGAGCGCGAAAUCGUGCGCGACAUUAAGGAGAAGCUGACGUACAUUGCGCUCGACUUUGACCAGGAGAUGAAGACGGCGGCCGAGUCGUCGGGCCUCGAGAAGAGCUACGAGCUGCCGGACGGCAAUGUGAUUGUCAUUGGCAACGAGCGCUUCCGUACGCCCGAAGUGCUGUUCCAGCCGUCGCUGAUUGGCAAAGAAGCUGCUGGCAUCCACGACUGCACGUUCCAGACCAUUAUGAAGUGUGACGUGGACAUUCGCAAGGACUUGUACUGCAACAUUGUGCUCUCGGGCGGCACGACCAUGUACCCGGGCAUUGGCGAGCGCAUGACGAAGGAGCUGACGGCACUGGCGCCGUCGACGAUGAAGAUCAAGGUGGUGGCCCCGCCCGAGCGCAAGUACUCGGUGUGGAUUGGCGGCUCGAUCCUCUCGUCGCUGUCGACGUUCCAGCAGAUGUGGAUCUCCAAGGCCGAGUACGACGAGUCGGGUCCGUCGAUUGUCCACCGCAAGUGCUUUUAG
Molecule: messenger RNA, 1131 nt
Organism: Hyaloperonospora brassicae
Lineage: Eukaryota; Oomycota; Peronosporomycetes; Peronosporales; Peronosporaceae
Source: the annotation of a GenBank genome assembly